GUGCAAAAGGGAAAAAAAAAAAAAAAAAACAUUUCUACACUAUUGUGAGGGCAUUUUGCUUGGGCAUAAUUGCAGAUGGCCACAUAAAUAAAUAUAAAAUUUUACGAAGGGUAAAACUUACCACUCCGUCCGAUCGUUUAAGCAGCUGGAGAGCGAACAUUUGCCCGUUUCCCUGCGAUGGAUGCGAAGUGGAAGGGAAGUUACUCACAAGGGACCAUUUGACGACUGCGCAUCGGAGAAAUUGCUUCCGUUUGUGAGACAGCCCCCAAGCAGGAUGUGAUGCUCGUGUGAAGCGCCUUUUUGUGACAUUUUUGUGAAAUUUUUCGUGAAAAUUUUUGUGAAAAUUUUUUGAAAAUUUAUCCUUCUAUCCGUACUCCUUUUGGGGUGUUUUCUUUUUUUUUUCUGUGUGUAUGUCUCUGCCAGUUUGGCACUGUGCAAACAAUUCGCAGUAAUUUUGCGUCUCCUUCGUUUUGCGGCACAGAUUGGACUUCCGUCACUGCACUGGGGAGGUGUAGAUCAUCCGUCCUACAGCGCGUUCUCAUCGAAGUGUCCACUUCUAUUAGCUGUGCACCUCCAUUUGCGCCAUCCGUGUAGCUUCUCUCACCACGCGCAUUGGUGAAUUGCCCAUCCACGCGAGAAAAUGAAAAACAAUGAAGAGUGGGAAAAGGAGAAGAUCUACGAUCGACAGCUGCGGCUGUGGGGAGUGAAGGCACAAAACCGAAUGAUGAAGUCCAACGUGCUAAUCCUUGGGUUAAGCGGUAUCAACAUAGAAAUAUGCAAAAAUUUAAUCCUCAAUGGAAUUAACAUAACCAUAAUUGAUGACAAUAUAGUGGACGAAGAAAUGGUUGAGAAUAUUUUUUUUUUAAACGAAUCGGACAUACAGAAUUAUGCAUGUGUAGCUAUUUUUAAAGAAUUGAAAAGUAUAAAUAAGAUGAUAAAUAUGAAGGCCUACAUUGGGAGAAUGGACACUUCAAAUGACAGCAUAAUUAUUGAGAGCGAAUUGGUACAAAAUGCAGAUGGUGAAAUAAGCAAUACGAAGAUGGGGAAAACAUUCAGCGUGGAGAAGUACAUAAGCAAUUAUACCUCCGUUUGCGUCUCUUGUGAAGAUUACCCUUUAUACAAAUUAGUGAAGAUGAACGAAUUUUGCCACGAGAAAAAUAUUGGUUUCUUCGCCGCAAUGUGCAAUGGGAAGUUCGCUUUUUUGUUCUCCGAUUUUGGCAAUCAUGUGAUUGAGGAAUCGUAUUAUAAGGCGAAGGAAGGGCAAAGGAAGGGUGAAACAGGUGCGAACAAGGCGGGGGAGCUGCAAAAGGAGGGUGAGACAGGUGCGAACAACGGGGGAAUCCCAAUACAGUAUUGUACAUUGUCCCACUUUCUCAAAGUACCAUUUGAAAAUUUUGACAAAAAAACGAACAAAAUUAUUUUUCCCAUGUUUGCGCUAAUCCUAUUCGAACUAAAUAAGCAGCUGAAUAAAAGCGACAAAUCGAUUGACGAACAGGAAUUUUCUACUUUUUGUGACCAAUUUAGCCUCGCGAAAUGCAAGGAAAGUUUGGGCGAAAUAACCAAGACUUAUAGGGUUGCCUUUUCGCCAUCCUGCUCCAUCAUGGGCGGCGUAACUUCACAGGAAAUUCGGAAGUUCGUGUCCAAGCAGCACGAGUCCAUCCCCAACUUUUGCGUUUUCGACAUGAACCAGAGCGUCGUCUGCACGUCGAUGAUUUCGUGA
Plasmodium vivax (malaria parasite P. vivax) is the source of this 1720-nucleotide messenger RNA. RefSeq names its product ubiquitin activating enzyme, putative. The coding region runs from base 641 to 1720 and encodes 359 amino acids. Gene Ontology annotation, molecular function: SUMO activating enzyme activity. Gene Ontology annotation, cellular component: SUMO activating enzyme complex; cytoplasm. The transcript has a single exon. NCBI's taxonomy places the organism in Eukaryota, Apicomplexa, Aconoidasida, Haemosporida, Plasmodiidae. The record is from RefSeq and is a predicted model, not a curated record. Gene Ontology annotation, biological process: protein sumoylation.